AGAUUUAGUGACAACAUGCAUCUGAUGUGUCUCCCCUUAUUGGUCCUGAUGCUCCUCUGCUGCUCCGCAAUGGAGGAGCCCAAGAGCAAGUCCAAGGUUUGUGCCAAUGUUUUCUGUGGUGCAGGGAGGGAGUGCGCCGUGACGGAGAAGGGAGACCCCACCUGUCUGUGUAUUGAGAAAUGUAAAUCACACAAAAGACCAGUUUGUGGAAGUAACGGCAAAACCUACCUGAACCACUGUGAGUUGCACCGCGAUGCAUGUCUGACCGGAUCUAAGAUCCAAGUUGACUACGAUGGGCACUGCAAGGAGAAGACAUCAGACACCCCCGCGGCCGUUCCAGUUGCCUGUUACCAGUCAGACAGGGAUGAGAUGCGCCGGCGAGUGAUCCACUGGCUCCAGACUGAGAUUAUUCCCGACGGCUGGUUCUCUAAGGGCAGCGACUACAGCGAGAUCCUCGACAGGUACUUCAAGAAAUAUGAUGAUGGCGACUCCCAGUUGGAUUCUGCUGAGCUGCAGAGCUUCUUGGAGCAGAGCCAGAGCACCAACAUCAGCACAUACAAGAACGAGGAGACCAACCGCAUGCUCAAGAGUCUGUGUGUUGAGGCUCUCAUUGAACUGUCUGAUGAAAAUGCCGACUGGAAACUGAACAAAAACGAGUUUCUCACAUGCCUGAACCCCGACUUCCAACCACCUGAGAAAAAGUGUGCACUGGAGGAUGAGACUUAUGAGGAUGGAGCUGAGACCCAAGUCCAAUGUAAUCGCUGCGCUUGUGCCUGUGGCAACUGGGUGUGCACCGCCAUGGCCUGUGAAGGGAAGGAGGGGGAUGAAGCAGAAGACAUGGGCAGAUACGUGGAGGAGAUCAAGAAGCAACAGGAGACAAUUGAAAACUCCAAGAGCAGCAGCAGCAGCAAAGAUGCGUAAAGCCAAGAGGAAGAUUCCAUUUGCUGCCAGGGGCCGCCCAGGGGCCGCAGCAACAGCAGGAUUUAUAUUAAUAUGCAUCAAAGACAAAUAAUUCUGAUUUUAGGGCAUAGGUGCAACAAGAGGGGAGGAGGGGCUUGUGGGGAGUUUUCCCUGAACCAAAAAUCAUGAUGUCACUUCCCUGUGUAGAUUGUGGGCCCCCCCCCUGUGUACGGUUCUGGUGCAAUAAUGCACUCAUCUCGUGUUACUGGGGGUCUCUCUAGUCAGGGGCCCUGUACCUUUAAAUUCCAGUGCAUUGAGAGUCAAAUCUCUCGUCUUGUGGCCCUACCCCAGUCUUGCCGAGUGCCUUAUUGCCUGUGAGUAGCACCUUUAUAUUGAUCAGAGCAAAUAGUGUCCCCGUCCCAAAUACUUUCACUAUUAAAUUACCCCCCCCCAGAGAAUGGGGUACGGCACACAGGUAGCCAGCGACUAUUUGAUUGUCCGACCACCUCCCCCUGCGUUUGUUGUGGGACCAGUCCUGUAUGUGAAUUCUGGGCCCCACUAGGGAUUCUGGGCUUCUAACAGACCAUUGACUUGUAGUUGAACUAUGAACUGAUGCCCCCAGAAGUCUAAGUUUUUUGGGGUGUCGCUUGGUUUGGAGCUAAAAGGACCACAGUUACCCACUUUGUAAGCCCCACCCCCAAGGAACAUGUUACGGUGCUAUAAGUUCAGAACACAGUCAAGCCCAGAUUGUAGCUUUCUCUUUAUACUUUGCCUUCCUGGUUGUAUUUCCAUGUGUGUUUUAUAUUAUUUCCCAACCUCCACGGCCACUUGUCCUUUAAGGGCUACUGCACACGGGGGGGGGGGGUUAUCUGUAGGAUCAUGUAGUGUGGCUGCCUGUGGCCCAUCUUACUAUGGAGAGGAAAUGGUUAAGAAAAGUAUCUGGGAAAGUAAAUCUGUCCAAGAGGGAGGAGUCUAAAGGUUCUGCCCAUGAGGAACUUCUAUUUUUCUUUAUUUCAGAGGGAAUUUGUAUAAUCGGUGCUGAGUUUGUGCCCACGGGGGGGGGUACAGUAUAGAGUUUAGGCAGUGAAAUUACUUGAAAUAAAUGUUGGCAGAUAUAUCAGGGUGCAUUGCACUGGGGGGUCAGUAACAGGUACAGAUCCAAUUUGUGUGUGUGGAGGGGGCACAAACUGUAGUUAAAUCCCCUCAGACAAUAAUUGGCGCCCCCCAGUGCAAUUGAGCCCCCCAGCUGUGUGAUACAAGUGCCGCCUGAUUCACUCAUUAAAUGCUGUGCACCAGGCUCCUCCUUCUCGGGGAGGGGCUUGCGCCCAUUGUACCCCAUUUCCCCCUUCUCAAUAUUCAGAGCUUCCUUUCCUGCGUAUAUUUCACUGCCAUAUUUGUUUUUAUAUUUGUAUAUUGUUUUUUUAUUCUAUAACGACCAAAUAAAUUAAUUAAAUGACUCAUGCGAUGUCACUGUC
Xenopus laevis (African clawed frog) is the source of this 2375-nucleotide messenger RNA. It is a transcript of the gene fstl1.L, whose product is annotated as follistatin like 1 L homeolog. Gene Ontology annotation, cellular component: extracellular region. Gene Ontology annotation, biological process: regulation of BMP signaling pathway; cell differentiation. NCBI's taxonomy places the organism in Eukaryota, Metazoa, Chordata, Amphibia, Anura, Pipidae. The record is from RefSeq and is marked provisional. Gene Ontology annotation, molecular function: serine-type endopeptidase inhibitor activity.